GUGGGCCCUGGAGAGAGACGCAGCAGCCACACCCCCUCCUCCCUGCACCAAGAUGCCUCAGCCUCCCCUAGUGAUAGAGAGGUAAGACAUGAGUGUCAUCCAAUGAUGUAUGUAAUGUCAUCUGACCUACACUACAGUCCUCUGUGGAUGUGCUUUGGCUCUCCACUGCAACAGCAGCUUGCACAGAAAUAGGCCUACAGUAAGCACUGCCACUUUAGGAUCAAUUCCUUGUAAGGAUUGCUUGCAGUAAUGUUAUAUUUUUACAUUUUAGUCAUUUUAGCAGACGCUCUUAUCCAGAGCGACUUACAGGAUUAAUUAGGGUUAAGUGCCUUGCUCAAGGGCACGUCGACAGAUUUUUCACCUAGUCGGCUCGGGGAUUAGAACCAGCGACCUUUCGGUUACUGGCACAACGCUCUUAACCACCAAGCUACCUACCUAGUUUCUUGGAAACAGAUUAAGUAUUGGGCCUAGUCCUGUCCGGACUACAAAACACCUUCAAUGGAGAUUCUAGGAACUAGGAUUAAUCUGUGUUCAGGAAACUGUCCCUUACUGUUUAUCAUUAGACAUAGGUCUAGUAGAUCAUAUGAUUUGUAGGUCCCAAAGCCCUGGUUACCUUCUGUUCCUGUAACACCUCUUGGAUCGAUGACUUAGGCCAGGACUCUUCAAUUCCGGUCCUGGAGGGCCGAAACACGUCUGGUUUUCAACCUCUCCUUCUAAUCAGGGACUGAUUGAGACCUGGCACACCAGGUGUGUGCAAUUAACUACCAGGUAGAAACAAAAACCAGAAGUGUUUCAGCCCUCCAGGACCGGAGUUAAAGAGCCCUGACUUGAGCCUGUCUGCAAUGCUUCCAGAGGACUACGCCACCAUGCUCUGCUGUAUCAUGAUAAGGGUUGAAGGUUUCUGUUGCCUCAGCAUAAAGACAAGCUGUUUAACAAGUAUCAUCCCUUUAGCCUCAGCUCUUGCAUCGAUUUAAAGCUUAUUAAGCUGACUAAAACAAACCAUGACAGACACAAGAUAAAGGCCUAAUUAGUGGAAAUUGUGGACUGAGGAGUCAGACAAUUCAGGGGUUCAGCUAAGGACAGUGCCUGCUUAGUUUCAAUCACUUAUUAGGCCUGAAAACUAGGUCUUUGUCACAUAAAUGACCAAAUGAAUAGGGCUAAGAAAUGUUUUCACUAUUUAAAAGAAGCUAAACCCAUUUGACUGUCUUCACCAAGGCCUAGACUCUUUUGGUGUUUGUUUUAUUGUUCAGGCCUAGGCUACUACUUCAAGUUAUUCAGUGGGUUAACCUGAACCACAAUGUGUUUUUAAAACAUGACCUUUGCAUUUGGAAUGUAGCCUUAACAAGUUAAGCAAGUUCUGAGGUAAAGACUGCUCUGAGGAAGGAGGCCAUUAUGCAACAGUUAGGCCUACUACAAUCAAUAUUCGUAUGAAGACUUCUGGGCGAACUCUGAUCAAUAGAGACUGACUUGAGUUAAGGUCUAGGUGGAUGGAUCUUGAUGAACGGCAAUAUAAACAUUAGCACUGAUUAUACAGUAAAACACUUAAAAUCACAGUGCAGUAAAUCCAAUAUCAAUCAGAUCCAAUCCACUCAUGUCACUAUUUUUAUUUUGUGUUAAACAAUUCUUUAUCUUAACUCUGCAUUGUUAGAAAAGGAUCCGUAAGAAAGCAUUUCACUGUUAGUCUACACCUGUUGUUUUACAAAGAAUGUGACUAAUAAAAAUAUAUUUUAUUUUUACAUUCCAGGUCUUCAGAUGAAAUAAACAUUUGACCAAAGAUACGCUAGCCAUCUUUAUUUUCUACACAUCCAUUUAAAAAUUCAUCGGAAUAAAUAAGCUACCUCAGUAAAUAAUCAAUUGAUUCUGCAUUUGAAAUCUGAACUCGUGCCAAAGAUAUUAAUCAUCCAGUCGCAGUUAUUCAAACCAAAUCCACCCUGAAGUUACUAGUAGGCUAGACGUCUCUCUGACCGCACCUGUCUUUAUCAUCUGUCCUGAAGGAAGGCCUUCCCACUGUAUGGCUUCGGAUAGCUUAGAGGCAUCCUCCUCCUCCUCCUCCUCAUCUUCAUCUUCAUAGGAUCUCUAGUUCACUGUCAGCUCCAGCGUUUACUCCUUUGAAAUCACUGUUUCUGUGCCCCACAAAAAUGUCGGCUAAUUAGCCUCAUGAAAAUAAUGUUUAGAGUAAAGAUGACUUCGAUAUCCUGAUUUAAAAGAUGUUAUAUUAUUACCUUUUAUAUUUUUAUCAAUCUCAGGAUAUGCUAUUGAACAUUGGAGGACACAGAUACUGGGAUGUCAAAUUGGGUAAAUGCCACAGCCCUGAUGUUGAUUGGUGUUCUUUCCACCUUUUUUUCUUUCUUACUCAUUCUCUCUCUGACCAGUUUUUCUCUUCUCUCACUCACACUCUCUGUCCCUCUCUCUCUCUCUGACCAGUUUUUCUCUUCUCUCACUCACACUCUCUGUCCCUCUCUCUCUCUGACCAUUCUCUCUCUCUCUCUCUGACCAGUUUUUCUCUUAUCUCACUCACACUCUCUGUCCCUCUCUCUCUCUCUGACCAUUCUCUCUCUCUCACUCUGACCAGUUUUUCUCUGACCAGUUUCUUUCUCUCGCUCUCUGACCAGUUUCUUUCUCUCUCUCUGACCAGCUUCUCUCUCUCUCUCUCUCUCUCUCUCUCUCUCUCUCUCUCUCUCUCGCUCUCUCUGACCAGUUUCUCUCGCUCUUUCUGUCUCUCUCUCUGACCAGUUUCUCUCUCUCUUUCUUUGUCAGAUUCUCUCCCUCUCUCUUGUCUUUUUCUCUCUCUGACCAGUCUCUCUCAUGAGACUCUGUCCAGACUCUCCUCAGCACUGUUUCACUCACACCAUGAGUGUGUUGAUGUUUUCCUCAUUGCUCUGUCUCCCCCCUCUCCCACCCCCCUCUCACCUGUGAUCUAUUAACACUUUGACCUGGGGUCAGGUGCUGGCCGGGAUGAUAGCCCAACCUGCUUUUCUCUCUGAGUAUACUAUCUUUGCUCUGGACCAAUCAAAACCAUCCCCCAAAGCACCUCAAGCGCAGGUCUCUCAGGUAGCCAGUGCGGUGAGUUCGGUUCGCCCCCUGCCCUCACACCCACCCCUGCCUCCUCUCCUCCUCCUGCCUCCUCUCCUCCUCCUGCCCCCCUCGUUCUUCCCUCGCUCCAGGGUAGAGGGUAGAGGUGAUGUCUGGCCUGCUGUAUAUACAGUGCAUUCUGAAAGUAUUCAGACCCCUUCCCUUUUUCCACAUUUUGUUACGUUACAGCCUUAUUCUAAAAUGGAUUAAAUACAAUUUUUCCCUUAUCAAUCUACACACAAUACCUCAUAAUGACAAAGCGAAAACAGGUUUUUAUAAAUGUUUGCAAAUGUAUUAAAAAUAUUAAACAUAACUAUUCAGACCCUUUGCUAUGAGACAUGAAAUUCAGCUCAGGUGCAUCCUAUUUCCAUUGAUCAUCCUUGAGAUGUUUCUACAACUAGAUUGGAGUCCACCUGUGGUAAAUUCAAUUGAUUGGACAUGAUUUGGAAAGGCACACACCUGUCUAUAUAAAGGUCCCACAGUUGACCGUGCAUGUCAGAGCAAAAACCAAGUCAAGAGCUCAGAGAAAGGAUUGUGUCAAGGCACAGAUCUGGGGAAGGGUACCAAAAUAGGUCUGCAGCAUUGAAGGUCCCCAAGAACACAGUGGCCUCCAGCAUUCUUAAAUGGAAGAAGUUUGGAACCACCAAGACUUCCUAGAGCUGGCCCCCCAGCCAAACUGAGCAAUCGGGGGAGAAGGGCCUUGGUCAGGGAGGUGACCAAGAACCCGAUGGUCACUCUGACAGAGCUCUAGAGUUCCUCUGUGGAGAUGGGAGAACCUUCCAGAAGGACAACCAUCUCUGCAGCACUCCACCAAAUCAGGCCUUUAUGGUAGAGUGACCAGACGGAAGCCACUCCUCAGUAAAAGGCACAUGACAGCCUGCUUGGACUUUGCCAAAAGGCACCUAAAGGACUCUCAGACCAUGAGAAACAAGAUUCUCUGGUCUGAUGAAACCAAGAUUGAACUCUUUGGCCUGAAUGCCAAGCGUCACGUUUGGAGGAAACCAGGCACCGCUCAUCACCUGGCCAAUACCAUCCCUACGGUGAAGCAUGAUGGUGGCAGCAUCACGCUGUGGGGAUGUUUUACAGCGGCAGGGACUGGGAGACUAAACUUGUUUUUGCUUUGUCAUUGUGGGGUAUUUUGUGUAGAUGAGAUUUUUAUAAAAAAUAUUUAAUCCAUUUUAGAAUAAGGCUGUAAUGUAACAAAAUGUGGAAAAAAGUGAAGGGGUCUGAAUACUUUCCCGAAUGCACUUUAACCAGUAAAGACUGCUUGCACCCUGCUCUCUCUCUCUCUCUCUCUCUUCCCGAUCCGUUUUCUUUGGAGUUUGUAACUUGAAGGUAUCUUACCACCUCCUAACCUUGCAUCUAAUCCCUUGGGAGUGAUUGGCUUGUAAAUGUGACUGUUGGGAUAGAAGCUUGUUCUGCAUUGUGCAUUGUGCAUUCUGCCAGUUUGUUAUCAUCCAAUACCCUAUCCUUCAGUUAUGUUGUCUAGGAGUUGACAGAAAUGAAUUUCCCCCUUUAUCUUUAGGUAUCCUUUACAGUUGCUUGCCCCUGAAACCCUACCGACCUCCUGUAUAUAGUUGACUAUAUAUUUUAUUCCCUUCCUAGCUCCAUCUUCCUACCCCAAAAGUCUUCUGUUUGUUUGUAGAGUUUAUAGUCAUGCGAUGUGCCUCCGGACCUUCUCGACUUAGCUUGCAUAGUUGAAGCUCUUCCUAGAGCCAUGAAAUUUUCAUUUAUUUGGUUUUAUACAUAUUUUUAUACCUAUUGUUUUGGUCAAACAAACAGCCCAUCAAACAAUACCAUACCCCUCAGGUGUUAGGGUGAACUAGAAGAAUGCACUCCUCACUCGUCCGCACUCCUCCCCAUUUCAUCUAUUAAAAUACCAUCGGAAAGUGCCACACAAUCUCAUGCUCUUAGAAUAGAUAGUUGUCCCCUGAACUAUUUAGCUAGCCAGCAGGGUUGGGGUUGACAUUCCAGUUUACUUCCUGAAUUGGAAUUGACGCCACCCUGGUUACUAGACUAGGCUAUAGGCUAGAUUGACCCCAUCCUGGUAACUAGACUAGGCUACCGGCUAGAUUGACCCCACCCUGGUAAAUAGACUAGGCUAUAGGCUAGCUUGACCCCACCCUGGUAACUAGACUAGGCUAUAGGCUAGAUUGAACCCAUCCUGGUAACUAGACUAGGCUACCGGCUAGAUUGACCCCACCCUGGUAACUACACUAGGCUAUAGGCUAGAUUGACCCCACCCUGGUAACUAGACUAGGCUACCGGCUAGAUUGACCCCACCCUGGUUACUAGACUAGGCUACCGGCUAGAUUGACCCCACCCUGGUAACUAGACUAGGCUAGAUUGACCCCAUCCUGGUAACUAGACUAGGCUAUAGGCUAGAUUGACCCCACCCUGGUAACUAGACUAGGCUACCGGCUAGAUUGACCCCACCCUGGUAACUAGACUAGGCUACCGGCUAGAUUGACCCCACCCUGGUAACUAGAACUACGGUAGAUUGACCCCCCCUGGAACUAGCUAGGCUACCGGCUAGAUUGACCCCACCCUGGUAAACUAGACUACGGCUAGAUUGACCCCACCCUGGUAAUAGACUAGGCUAGGCUAUUGACCCCCCCUGGUAACUAGAUAGGCAGAUUGCCCACCCUGGUAACUAACUAGGCUACCGGCUAGAUUGACCCACCCGUACUAGACUAGGCUACCGGCAUGAAUACCACCUGGAACUAGACUAGCUAGAUUGACCCCCCCUGGUAAUAACGGCACCGCUAGAACCCCCCCUGGUUACCCUAGGAUACCUAGCUAGGCUACCCAGCUGUACUACCACCUGGUAAUAGACCCUACCUGGCUAACUAGCUGUACCCACCCUGGUAACUAGCCCACCUGGACUGACUACCGGUAGAUUGACCCACCCUGGUAAGCUAGGACCCCCUGGUUACCACCUGAACUAGACUAGGCUACGGCUAGAUUGCCACCCACCUGGUACUGACUAGGCUAUAGGCUAUUGACCCCACCCUGGUAAUACUAGAGACUGAUACUUGUACCCCACCCGGUAAUUAGACCCAGGCCUAGGUACAACUGUAACCGGCUAGGUACCCUACCCGGUACCUACUGAGCUAUAGGCUACGCUUGACCCCACCCUGAACCAGACUAGGCUAUAGGCUAGAUACCCACCCUGGUAACUAGACUACUAGGCAGUUGACCCCACCCUGGUAACUAACUAGGCUAUGGCUAGUUGACCCCACCCUGGUAACUAGACUAGGCUAGGCUAGAUUGACCCCACCCUGGUAACUAGACUAGACUAGACUACGGCAGCUUGGACCACACCAUGGUAACUAGACUAGUAUAGCUAGAUUGACCCCAUCCUGGUAAUGACCGGCUACGGACUAGUUGACCCCACCUGGUACACUAGUAGCUAGAUUGACCCCACCCUGGUAACAGACCUAGGCUACUAGCUAGAUUGACCCCACCCUGGUGAACUAGGCUACCGGCUGAUUGACCCCCCUGGUAACAGACUAGGCUAUAGGCUAGUUGACCCACCCUGGUACUAGACUAGGUAGGCUAGUUGACCCCUCCGGUAAUGACUAGGCUCGGUAGUUGACCCCACCCUGGUAACCAGACGGCUUAGGCUAGAUUGAACCCACCUGGUAACUAGACUAGACUAGCUAUGACCCCACCCUGGUAACUAGACAGGCUAUGGCUAGAUUGACCCCACCCUGGUACCAAUAGCUUAGCCUGAUUACCCACCCUGGUAACUGAUAUGGACUACCGGCUGUACACCCACCCUGGUAAAAUGGCUACCCGGCUAGAUUGACCCCACCCUGGUACCUAGGCUAACUAGACUAGGCUAGCUAGUGAAUCCUGGACUAGACUGGCUACGUUAAUGCCCCAUAACCAGACUAGGCUAAGGCUAGAUUGACCCCACCCUGGUAACUAGACUAGGCUAUAGGCUAGCUUGACCCCACCCUGGUAACUAGACUAGGCUACCGGCUAGAUUGACCCCAUCCUGGUUACUAGACUAGGCUAGAUUGACCCCACCCUGGUUACUAGACUAGGCUACCGGCUAGAUUGACACUACCCUGGUUAACCAGUUAACAAGUGGUCCGAACCAUCCAGGCUACACCGCUAACGGUCACAACAACAAUACUAGACUAGGACAUGUCACUACUACGCUCCAGCUAGCCUACAAUAACAUCCUGCUGCAGUGACCCACAUGUACAGCAAUGCCAAGCCUUUGACCUUUGACCUCUUCAGCUGCUGGCUCCUAAUUGAGUUUGACUGUUUGUUUGUUAUGACUUCAUGGCUGCUGAGUAGGAAAAUGGCUACCACUUGUAGUUCUAUUUUAACCCCUCUCUGUUCUGUUACUGUACGUGUAAACUACAGUAGAGAGAUGCCUUCUAUGUUGUAGUUUAACCCCUCUGUUUUCUCCAAGUUUGCAUGAGGGUACCCAACUACAGUACCCAUAAGCCCCUGCAUUGCUCCUGUCCUAGCAAUACUAAUGUUCAGAGCUAUGUUAGAUGACUCUGUUAAUAUUGCUUGAUCCUAUACAGAGUAAUCAGGGCCUAGCAGUGCACGCUGGCUGGGUGUGGGACAUAUGGAAGACUAACAGGUCCAGGUACCAGGGCUGCGUCUGACAUGGCACCCUAUUCCCUGUUCUACUUUAGACCAUGUCCCCUAUAUAGUGCACUACUUUAGACCAUGUCCCCUAUAUAGUGCACUACUUUAGACCAUGUCCCCUAUAUAGUGCACUACUUUAGACCAUGUCCCCUAUAUAGUGCACUACUUUAGACCAUGUCCCCUAUAUAGUGCACUACUUUAGACCAUGGCCCCUAUAUAGUGCACUACUUUAGACCAUGGCCCCUAUGUAGUGCACUAUCUAGGGAAUAGGCUGCUUGGCCUGGUCCAAGUAGUGCACUAUCUAGGGAAUAGUGUGCCAUUUCAGACACAGCCCUGGUUAACCCCUGGCUAAGGUUGUUCUAACCUCCUCUUUCUCUCCUGCCUUAGAGAGGCACCACAGGAUCACCCAGAGGAAGCAUCAAUGGAGACGGGAGGGCUUCUCCUCAGGCAAGUUCUUACCUCAUCCUCCUAACAUCUUCCUUUUUACCUUCCCCUUUAAAUGUGGCUAUUGUUAUAUCCUGAUUUCUGAACAGGUAAUAAAGCAACUAAGAAUGAACGUUAAGAUGCUAUGCCAGUUAAUCAUCUGCAGAGAUAAUGGAAGAUAGUCUAACAGAAUCCUUUGUCCUUUAACCCUCAUUCUUAUCCCAUGUCUCUACCUAAGGCUGUCUAUGUACAUUUACAUGCAUUUCAGUUCAAUGUAGUUGACUGUCAUGGAAAUAAAUGAAGUAAUACACUCCACUGUCCUGUCAGUAGUACACUCCACUGUCCUGUCAGUAGUACACUCCACUGUCCUGUCAGUAGUACACUCCACUGUCCUGUCAGUAGUACACUCCACUGUCCUGUCAGUAGUACACUCCACUGUCCUGUCAGUAGUACACUCCACUGUCCUGUCAGUAGUACACUCCACUGUCCUGUCAGUAGUACACUCCACUGUCCUGUCAGUAGUACACUCCACUGUCCUGUCAGUAGUACACUCCACUGUCCUGUCAGUAGUACACUCCACUGUCCUGUCAGUAGUACACUCCACUGUCCUGUCAGUAGUACACUCCACUGUCCUGUCAGUAGUACACUCCACUGUCCUGUCAGUAGUACACUCCACUGUCCUGUCAGUAAUACACUCCACUGUCCUGUCAGUAAUACACUCCACUGUCCUGUCAGUAGUACACUCCACUGUCCUGUCAGUAGUACACUCCACUGUCCUGUCAGUAGUACACUCCACUGUCCUGUCAGUAGUACACUCCACUGUCCUGUCAGUAGUACACUCCACUGUCCUGUCAGUAAUACACUCCACUGUCCUGUCAGUAGUACACUCCACUGUCCUGUCAGUAAUACACUCCACUGUCCUGUCCAUCCCCAAACAGGGAGAGGAGUCCCAGUCGUUUACCCAGAAGCUCCGUGUCCCCUCUGUGGAGUCUCUCCUCCUCCGCGGUGCUAGCCGUGCCGAGGGCCUCUUCCGUUCCCCAUCCAAAGAAAGCUUGAACCGCAGCCCCUCUCUCAACUCCCUCACCCCCCUGGGGGAAAAUGUGCCCCUGGUCUCCCCCUCUGCCGUCCCUCCCACCCCAGCCUACGAUCCUCCGUCAGACAUUGAGAGCGAGGCAGAGGAGUCGUAUGGUAGCCCUGAGUGCCUGUCUGCCCUGUCUAAAGAACAGCUGAUCCAUCGGCUACACAGGGUGGAGAAGAGCCUGGGGAACUACAGAGGGAAAUACGCUGAGGUGGGGGUCAUAUACUCUGAGUUGGCUUGUAGAAAUUAGUCUCACAAGAAAUCAAAGUGUAAUAACUAUGCAAUCAUUAAGUAAUUACCGUUUCAGCAAGUCAUGAUUUACCAGUCACUAUGAUCUGGAGCAGGGAGUUAGCCUGCUGUAUGUCUAUAAUACAGCUCUAUGAUGUACCAGUCACUAUGAUCUGGAGUAGGGAGUUAGCCUGCUGUAUGUCUAUAAUACAGCUCUAUGAUGUACCAGUCACUAUGAUCUGGAGUAGGGAGUUAGCCCGCUGUAUGUCUAUAAUACAGCUCUAUGAUGUACCAGUCACUAUGAUCUGGAGUAGGGAGUUAGCCUGCUGUAUGUCUAUAAUACAGCUCUAUGAUGUACCAGUCACUAUGAUCUGGAGUAGGGAGUUAGCCUGCUGUAUGUCUAUAAUACAGCUCUAUGAUGUACCAGUCACUAUGAUCUGGAGCAGGGAGUUAGCCUGCUGUAUGUCUAUAAUAAAGCUCUAUGAUGUACCAGUCACUAUGAUCUGGAGUAGGGAGUUAGCCCGCUGUAUGUCUAUAAUACAGCUCUAUGAUGUAUCAGUCACUAUGAUCUGGAGUAGGGAGUUAGCCUGCUGUAUGUCUAUAAUACAGCUCUAUGAUGUACCAGUCACUAUGAUCUGGAGUAGGGAGUUAGCCCGCUGUAUGUCUAUAAUACAGCUCUAUGAUGUAUCAGUCACUAUGAUCUGGAGUAGGGAGUUAGCCUGCUGUAUGUCUAUAAUACAGCUCUAUGAUGUACCAGUCACUAUGAUCUGGAGCAGGGAGUUAGCCUGCUGUAUGUCUAUAAUACAGCUCUAUGAUGUAUCAGUCACUAUGAUCUGGAGUAGGGAGUUAGCCUGCUGUAUGUCUAUAAUACAGCUCUAUGAUGUACCAGUCACUAUGAUCUGGAGUAGGGAGUUAGCCCGCUGUAUGUCUAUAAUAAAGCUCUAUGAUGUACCAGUCACUAUGAUCUGGAGUAGGGAGUUAGCCUGCUGUAUGUCUAUAAUACAGCUCUAUGAUGUACCAGUCACUAUGAUCUGGAGUAGGGAGUUAGCCCGCUGUAUGUCUAUAAUAAAGCUCUAUGAUGUACCAGUCACUAUGAUCUGGAGUAGGGAGUUAGCCUGCUGUAUGUCUAUAAUACAGCUCUAUGAUGUACCAGUCACUAUGAUCUGGAGUAGGGAGUUAGCCUGCUGUAUGUCUAUAAUACAGCUCUAUGAUGUACCAGUCACUAUGAUCUGGAGUAGGGAGUUAGCCUGCUGUAUGUCUAUAAUACAGCUCUAUGAUGUACCAGUCACUAUGAUCUGGAGUAGGGAGUUAGCCUGCUGUAUGUCUAUAAUACAGCUCUAUGAUGUAUCAGUCACUAUGAUCAGUCCUCUCGCUCUCAUCCAGUCUGUCUCUAAUACGGAUGACUAGAGUAGGGACUUGGCCUGCUAUGCAUACAUGUCCAUGUGUAAUGUGGACAGCUAUAUUUGAUUUACCUUUCUAACCAUUGUCUUUAUCUCUCCAUCGGCUUCUCUCUCUCUCCCCUCCAUCGGCUUCUCUCUCUCUCCCCUCCAUCGGCUUCUCUCUCUCUCCCCCCCCAUCGGCUUCUCUCUCUCUCUCCCCUCCAUCGGCUUCUCUCUCUCUCUCCCCCCCAUCGGCUUCUCUCUCUCUCUCCCUCCAUCGGCUUCUCUCUCUCUCUCCCUCCAUCGGCUUCUCUCUCUCUCUCCCUCCAUCGGCUUCACUCUCUCUCUCCCUCCAUCGGCUUCUCUCGCUCUCUCCCCCCCAUCGCUUCUCUCUCUCUCUCCCCCCCAUCGCUCUCUCCCCUCCAUCGGCCCUCCUCUCCCAUCGGCUUCAAUCACUCUCUCUCUCCCCCAUCGGCUUCACUCUCUCUCUCCCUCCAUCGGCUUCUCUCCUCUCAUCCCCCCAACGGCUUCUCUCUCUCUCUCCCCCCAAUCGCUUCUCUCCUCUCUCCCCCCUCUCUCUCUCUCUCUUCUCCCCCCCCUCCUCUCUCUCUCUCUCCCCUCCAUCGCUUCUCUCCUCCUCUCCCCCCAUCGGCUUCUCUCUCUCCUCUCCCCCCAUCGGCUUCUCUCUCUCUCUCCCCCCCAUCGGCUUUCUCUCUCUCUCCUCUCCCUCCCCCGCUUCUCUCUCUCUCUCUCUCCCCCAUCGGCUCUCUCUCUAUCUUCUCCUCUCUCCCCUCCAUCGGCUUCUCUCUCUCUCUCUCCCCCCCAUCGCUUCUCUCUCUCUCUCCCUCCCAUCGUUCUCUUCUCUCUCUCUCUCCCCCCCAUCGGCUUCUCUCUCUCUCUCUCUCUCCCUCAUCGUGUUCUCCUCCUCCUUCUCUCCCUCCACCUCCCGCUUCUCUUCUCUCUCUCUCUUCCUCUCCUUCCCCCAUCGCUCUCUCCUCUCUCCCUCUCUCUCUCUUCUCUCUCCACUCUCUCCCUCCUCUCUCCCUCCCUCUUCUCUCUCUCUCUCUCUCUCUCUCUCUCCAUCGGCUUCUGUCUCUCUCCUUCCAUUGGCUUCUCUCUCUCUCUCUCUCUCUCUCUCUCUCUCCAUCGGCUUCUUUCUCUCACUCUCUCCCUCCAUUGGCUUCUCUGUCUCUCUCUCUCCUCCCCACAGUUGGUCACUACCUACAGAACAGUACAGAGAGAGAAAGAGAAAAGCCAGGUAAUUUUCCUAAACCACCUCAACACCAGAUUACAUAUAAUGAUGCUCUGUACUAUCGGAGGAUGGAUAAACACUUCUAUCCUCACUCACUGAAUGCUUUUCAUUAACUAAAGUGAUGUGGUCUUUUCUGCUUUUCUCCUCAGGCCAUUCUCAGCCAGAGUCAAGACAAAGCUCUCCGUAGGAUAGGGGAGUUGAAAGAGGUAGGAGUAGGAUAAUCAUCUGUCUCUGAAAAAUACCUGCAAAAUGUCUAACUCUAUCAAAGUACUGUAUAUGGGGUCUUAUUUUAGUCCAAAGGCACUCUGUUAUUACCCAUUACUCUCUCUGACCUGAACUCAAAAGAUUUUAGGAUAAAGACCACCCCUGAGUCACAGCAGUAGAGUUGGAACUCCUGAAUUCUUUAUCGGUCAUGACCAAAAAAACAGGAGCUGAGCUAAUGGAAGGAAGACAGGAGGAGGAGGUCAGCUAAGCCAAGGAAAGAGAGGAAGGAGUGGUAGGGAAGGGAGAAAACUGCAUACUUUAUUAUCAGAACAAGAUAAGGCAUUGUAGGUGACUUGUUUGAACUUUUGAUGUGUUCAGGAUGUAAUUUACUGAGACAUUUGUAAUGAAUAAACCUUGCCCUGCUUGAAAUGGUGUAGUGUGACCUACAUGUAGGAAGUAUAGGAUCACUAGUCUUCUCUGGCUCUGAACCAUAAUAGUGUUUGAUAAGGCCAUCGGUGUGAGCAAGGCAAUGCACAUAACUACUUAUCUUGAUCUCAUAAUGAGUAGUUAUUUGGGAUGUAAGGUGUUAUUGUAGAUCAGUGAUUCUGUGAGCAGUCCGACGGCAGUGUAGUCAAUCACAAACUAUUUCCUGUACAGUAUGUAGAAAGUAUAGAAGUAGGAGUCUCUGCUGUGAACUAUCCUCCCCAGGAGCUGCAGGUGGACCAGCAGACUAAGAAGCACCUUCAGGAGGAGUUUGAUGCUGCCCUGGAGGAGAAGGACCAGAUGAUUACUGUGCUUCAGACACAGGUUGGUGUUUAUAAGUCUACAAAACAUUAAGAACACCUGCUCUUUCCAUGACAUACACUGACCAGGUGAAUCCAGGUGAAAGCUAUGAUCCGUUAUUGAUGUCACUUGUUAAAUCCACUUCAGUCAGUGUAGAUGAAGGGGAGGAGGAUCUUGAAGGAUUGAGACAUACUAAACUUUUGACUACUUUAAUACACAUACAGUGCAUUGGGAAAGUAUUCAGACCCCUUGACUUUUUCCACAUUUUGUUACGUUACAGCCUUAUAUAUAUAUAUAUAUAUAUAUAUAUAUAUAUAUAUAUAUUUAUUUUUUAUUCUCAUCAAUCUACACACAAUACCUCAUAAUGACAAAGAAAAAACAGGCUUUUAGACAUUUUAGCAAAUGUUUAAAAAAAAAAAAAAAUUACAUUUACAUAAGUAUUCAGACCCUUUACUCAGUACUUUGUUGAAGAACCUUUGGCAGCGAUUAAAGCCUCAAGUCUUCUUAGGUAUGAUGCUACAAGCUUGGCACACCUGUAUUUGGGGAGUUUCUCCCAUUCUUCUCUGCAGAUCCUCUCAAGCUCUGUCAGGUUGGAUGGGGAGCGUCGCUGCACAGCUAUUUUCAGGUCUCAAUCGGGUUCAAGUCCGGGCUCUGGCUGGGCCACUCAAGGACAUUCAGAGACUUGUCCCGAAGCCACUCCUGCGUUGUCUUGGCUGUAUGCUUAGGGUCGUUGUCCUGUUGGAAGGUGAACCUUUGCCCCAGUCUGAGGUCCUGAGCGCUCUGGAGCAGGUUUUCAUCAAGGAUCUCUCUGUACUUUUCCCCGUUCAUCUUUCCCUCGUUCCUGACUAGUCUCCCAGUCCCUGCCGCUGUAAAACAUCCCCACAGCGUGAUGCUGCCACCAUCAUGCUUCACCGUAGGGAUGGUAUUGGCCAGGUGAUGAGCGGUGCCUGGUUUCCUCCAAACGUGACGCUUGGCAUUCAGGCCAAAGAGUUCAAUCUUGGUUUCAUCAGACCAGAGAAUCUUGUUUCUCAUGGUCUGAGUCCUUUAGGUGCCUUUUGGCAAACUCCAAGCAGGCUGUCAUGUGCCUUUUACUGAGGAGUGGCUUCCGUCUGGCCACUCUACCAUAAAGGCCUGAUUGGUGGAGUGCUGCAGAGAUGGUUGACCUUCUGAAAGGUUCUCCCAUCUCCACAGAGGAACUCUAGAGCUCUGUCAGAGUGACCAUCGGGUUCUUGGUCACCUCCCUGACCAAGGCCCUUCUCCCUCGAUUGCUCAUUUUGGCCGGGCGGCCAGCUCUAGGAAGAGUCUUGGUGGUUCCAAACUUCUUCCAUUUAAGAAUGAUGUAGGCCACUGUGUUCUUGGGGACCUUCAAUGCUGCAGAAAUUUUUUGGUACCCUUCCCCAGAUCUGUGCCUCGACACAGGUCCUGUCUCGGAGCUCUAUGGACAAUUCCUUCGACCUCGUGGCUUGGUUUUUGUUCUGACGUGCACUGUCAACUGUGGGACCUUAUAUAGACAGGUGUGUGCCUUUCCAAAUCAUGUCCAAUCAAUUGAAUUUACCACAGGUGGACUCCAAUCAAGUUGUAGAAACAUCUCAAGGAUGAUCAAUGGAAACAGGAUGCACCUGAGCUCAAUUUCUAGUCUCAUAGCAAAGGGUCUGAAUACUUAUAUAAAUAAGGUAUGUCUGUUUUUUAUUUUUUAUAUAUUUGCUAAAAAUUCGAAACACCUGUUCGCUUUAUCAUUAUGGGGUAUUGUGUGUAGAUAGGUGAGGAAAAGCAUUUAUUUAAUACAUCUUAGAAUAAGGCUGUAACGUAACAAAAUGUGGAAAAGGUCAAGGGAUCUGAAUACUUUCCGAAUGCACUGUAAGUGAAUUUGUCCCAAUACAUUUAGUCCCCUAAAAUGGGUGGACUAUGUACAAAAUGUGCUGUAAUUUCUAAAUGGUUCACCCGAUAUGGAUGAAAAUACCCUAAACUUAAAGCUGACAGUCUGCAUUUUAACCUCAUUGUAUCAUAUGAAAGUGCUGGAGUACAGAGCUAAAACAAGCAAAGAAUGUCACUGCCCCAAUACUUUUGGAGUUCACUGCAUUUCUACAAUUGAUAUGAAAUAAAAUAACAUUUUUGUGUUUCAAUGGGUGUAUGUUAAACGCUGGCAGAAUAAUGUUGAUUGUGUUGAAUAAUGUGUGGUCACUAGCCUGUGUUGCUCUGUGUUUUGACUGUGGUCCCUCCUCUGCCAGGUGGCCCUGAUGAAGAAGCGUCUGAACGGGGUCCCUGGGGGAGCUGUGGCCCCUGAGGUUGAACACCCUCUCCAGGCUGAAGAUAACUCAGCGUCUGCCCCACAGAGCCCCUCCACAGACACAGGUACCAUACAGUACAGACACUAUGCUGACCCACACCCCUGAUGAUGAUGAUGAUGAUGAUUGACAGUAGCAGACCUGGAUGCUAAUAAUGUCUGCUGCAAUGGAAGCAACCGAAUAGUGCCCAAGGAGCCAACCAGCCCGUCUGGCACUCUUGGCAGGCUCAACCAAACACUCAAGUUUUGGGAUUUCAAAUACUAUUUUUGGACCAAGGUCCGAGUAAUGUAGUGUUGAAAUGUUUAUCACAGAGCUGUUUGUCGUUUAUCGAGUUUAUAAAACUACAACAACAACACCAAGCCUCCGUCAUAGUCAGUAUUCCCUUUUUCUGACUGAGCCGCGUUACCUCUUCUAAACAGCAGAGGGCAGCGCUGACCCAUCUACAAUCAUGGAGGUGUUUCAGAAGGUGACACGCCAGGAGAAUCUGCUCCAGAAGUGUAAGGAGCUGCUGAGGACACACAAGGAGCGCAACGCCCAGCUUACCAGCGACAACAACACUCUGCAGGAGCAGCUGCAGGAGAGACUGCAGGACCUGGAGAAAACCAAGGUGUGUUAACCAAUGUCAGUGGAAGCUGGUGGAGGGAGAAAUGGAGAGGAUGUACUGUGAUAGUACUUAAUAAUAUAAUAAUAAUAGUACUUCAUGAAAUGGAACAUGAAAAUAAAAGUUGUAUGAUCAUAAAUUAGCAUUAUUGCAUUCCAGUCAUUACAGUUAGCCAUUUGGUUUAACCAUCACAUCCAACUUCUGAUAAACCUUUUCUGGAAAGAUAGUCUAAGCUUCACCCAAUUUUAGACGACCAUUUUACAUAUAGCCACCACAGAAAUGUCCGUCUGUACUUUAGAGCGCUGUAGUUAUGGCUGAAGAUGAGACGGUCUACUGAGUCAAACACAGAAUCCAACAGAACAUUGUUGUAUGGUCUGAAGGGUAACACCAUGUACACUACCAGUCAAAAGUUUUAGAACACCUACUCAUUCAAGGGUUUUUCUUUAUUUUGACUGUUUUCUACAGUGUAGAAUAAUAGUGAAGACAUCAAAACUAUGAAAUAACACAUAUGGAAUCAUGUAGUAACCAAAAAAGUGUUAAACAAAUCAAAAUAUAUUUGAGAUUCUUCAAAUAGCCACCCUUUGCCUUGAUGACAACUUUGCACACUCUUGGCAUUCUCUCAACCAGCUUCAUGAAGUAGUCACCAGGAAUGAAUUUUAAUUAACAGGUGUUAAUUUGUGGAAUUUCUUUCCUUAAUGCGUUUGAGCCAAUCAGUUGUGUUGUGACAAGGUGGGGGAGGGGGUGGGGGGGGGUAUACAGAAUAUAGCCCUAUUUGGUAAAAGACCAAGUCCAUAAUAUGGCAAGAACAGCUCAAAUAAGCAAAGAGAAACGACAGUCCAUCAUUACUUUAAGACAUAAAGGACCGUCAAUACGGAACAUUUCAAGAACUUUGAAAGUUUCUUCAAGUGCAGUCACAAAAACCAUCAAGCGCUAUGAUGAAACUGGCUCUCAUGAGGACCGCCACAGGAAUGGAAGACCCAGAGUUACCUCUGCUGCAGAGGAUAAAUUCAUUAGUUACCAGCCUCAGAAAUUGCAGCCCGUAUAAAUGCUUCACAGAGUUAAAGUAACAGACACAUCUCAACAUCAAUUGUUCAGAGGAGACAAUGUGAAUCAGGCCUUCAUGGUCGAAUUGUUGCGAAGAAACCACUACUAAAGGACACCAAUAAUAAGAAGAGACUUGCUUGGGCCAAGAAACACGAGCAAUGGACAUUAGCCCAGUGGAAAUGUGUCCUUUGGUCUGGAGUCCAAAUUUGAGAUUUUUGGUUCCAACCGUUGUCUUUGUGAGACAUGGUGUGGGUGAACGGAUGAUCUCCACAUGUGUAUUUCCCACCGUAAAGCAUGGAGGAGGAGGUGUUAUGGUGUGGGGGUGCUUUGCUGGUGACACUAUCUGUGAUCUAUUUAGAAUUCAAGGCACACUUAACCAGCAUGGCUACCACAGCAUUCUGCAGCGAUACGCCAUCCCAUCUGGUUUGGGCUUAGUGGGACUAUAUAAUUUGUUUUUUAACAGGACAAUGACCCAACACACCUCCAUGCUGUGUAGGGGCUAUUUUACCAAGAAGGAGAGUGAUGGAGUGCUGUAUCAGAUGACCUGGCCUCCACAAUCCCCCGACCUCAACCAAAUUGAGAUGGUUUAGGAUGAGUCGGACCGCAGAGUGAAGGAAAAGCAGCCAACAAGUGCUCAGCAUAUGUGGGAACUCCUUCAAGACUGUUGUAAAAGCAUUCCUGGUGAAUCUGGUUGAGAGAAUGCCAAGAGUGUGCAAAGCUGUCAUCAAGGCAAAGGGUGGCUAUUUGAAGAAUCUCAAAUAUAAAAUAUAUUUUGAAUUAACACUUUUUUGUUUACAACAUGAUUCCGUAUGUGUUAGUUCAUAGUUUUGAUGUCUUCACUAUUAUUCUACAAUGUAGAAAAUAGUAAAAAUAAAGAAAAACCCUUGAAUGAGUAGGUGUUCUAAAACUUUUGCACUGUUAUACAUCACCCAAAGGAGUCUUCAUGGUUUAGUGAUGAUCUGUGGUAUCACUAUAAAUCUCUGACAUAUGAACGCAUGCUGUACACACACACACUCUAUCUCUAGGACAGAGAGUGCAUCCCAAACUGCAUCCUUUUCCCUACAUAGUGCACUACUUUUCGACCAGAACCCUGUGAUGUAAUGUAUUGUGUUGUGUUGGAUUUGCCCCAAAUAUAACGCUUUGUCUUCUGGACAAAAAGUUAAUUGCUUUGCCCAAUUUUUUGGCAGUAUUACUUCAUUGCCUUGUUUUAAACAGGAUGCAUGUUUUGGAAAACAUGUUUAUUCUGUACAGGCUUCCUUCUGUUCCCUCUGUUAGUAUCGUGGAGUAACUACAAUGUUGAUGAUCCAUCCUCAGUUUUCUCCUAUCACAGCCAUUAAACUCUGGAGCUGUUUUAAAGUCACCAUUGGCCUUAUGGUGAAAUCCCUGAGCGGUUUCCUUCCUCUCCGGCAACUGAGUUAGAAAGGACGCCUUUAUCUUUGUAGUGACUGGGUGUAUUGAUACACCAUCCAAAGUGUAAUUAAUAACUUCACCAUGCUCAAAGGGAUAUUCAAUGUCUGCUUUUUUUUAUUUUUACCCAUCAACCAAUAGGUGCCUUUCUUUGCGGGGCACUGGAAAACCUCCCUGGCCUUUGUGGUUGAAUCUGUGUUUGAAAUGCACUGCUCGACUGAGGGACCUUACAGAUAAUUGGAUGUGUAGUGUACAGAGAUGAGGUAGUCAUUCAAAAAUCAUGUUAAACACUAUUGCACACAGUGAUUCCAUGCAACUUAUGUGACUUAAGCACAUUUUUACUCCUGAACUUAUUUAGGCUUGCCAUAACAAAGGGGUUGAAUACUUAUUGACUCAAGACAUUUCAGCUUAUCAUUUUAAAUAAAUUUGUAAACAAUUUUAAAAACAUCAUUCCACUUUGACAUUAUGGGGUAUUGUGUGUAGGCCAGUGACCAAAACAUCUAAAUGUGAUCCAUUUAAAAUUCAGGCUGUAACACAACAAAAUGUGGAAAGAGUCAAUGGGUGUGAAUACUUUCUGAAGGCACUGUGUGUGUUCAUGGUACAGGGCUGUGUGUUUGGAUGGAGUCGGGGCUCUACAGGGCUGUGUGUUUGGAUGGAGUCGGGGCUCUACAGGGCUGUGUGUUUGGAUGGAGUCGGGGCUCUACAGGGCUGUGUGUUUGGAUGGAGUCGGGGCUCUACAGGGCUGUGUGUUUGGAUGGAGUCGGGGCUCUACAGGGCUGUGUGUUUGGACGGAGUCGGGGCUCUACAGGGCUGUGUGUUUGGACGGAGUCGGGGCUCUACAGGGCUGUGUGUUUGGAUGGAGUCGGGGCUCUACAGGGCUGUGUGUUUGGAUGGAGUCGGGGCUCUACAGGGCUGUGUGUUUGGAUGGAGUCGGGGCUCUACAGGGCUGUGUGUUUGGAUGGAGUCGGGGCUCUACAGGGCUGUGUGUUUGGAUGGAGUCGGGGCUCUACAGGGCUGUGUGUUUGGAUGGAGUCGGGGCUCUACAGGGCUGUGUGUUUGGACGGAGUCGGGGCUCUACAGGGCUGUGUGUUUGGACGGAGUCGGGGCUCUACAGGGCUGUGUGUUUGGAUGGAGUCGGGGCUCUACAGGGCUGUGUGUUUGGAUGGAGUCGGGGCUCUACAGGGCUGUGUGUUUGGAUGGAGUCGGGGCUCUACAGGGCUGUGUGUUUGGACGGAGUCGGGGCUCUACAGGGCUGUGUGUUUGGAUGGAGUCGGGGCUCUACAGGGCUGUGUGUUUGGAUGGAGUCGGGGCUCUACAGGGCUGUGUGUUUGGAUGGAGUCGGGGCUCUACAGUGCAACCAUAUGCUCCUAAAUAUUUUGCUGUGCAACCUGGAAUUUUUAAUUUGGGAGGACCAGUCCACCUACAAAAAAAUCACCCAUAUAAUAAUUGUUGUAAUGAUUGUUGUAGAGAAAAUAAAAUGUUCUGGUGCUCCUAAAACCUGUAUUUAGUCAUUUCUGGUAAUUCUAAUCAUUGAGACCACUAACAUGAUAAUUAAUUAAUAUUAUCAUUAAUACCGCUAAUAUUGUAAUUUUAUACUGCCAAUAAUAUCAUUACUACCGCUAAUAAUAUAAUUAAUAGCGCUAAUAUUUUUCAUUGUGUUCCUAAAUGUAUUUGUGUGCUCCUACAUUUUUCAACUUGGGAGCAUCUUGUUAAAAAUGUCAGCGUAGAGCCCUGGGAGUUACAGGAUGCAUACGUGUGUGUGUGUUGAACCUGGCCAGUGUCUGGGAACAGGGCCGUUCCUGUGACAGAAAGAGCCAGAGGUUAACAGGCACUCAGCUCUCCUAACCAGCAUGGAGGGGCCUACACACACAGAAGCUAUCUCCCAGGCCACCCGUUGACCUUCGGGAUCUGGUAUUUCCUAUUUGUCUUAUUGUAUGUUGUCACAUUAGUGUCAUGGAGAGCUACAGCCCACUGCUGCUAAACCAACCGUAUGUUGUCACAGUAGUGUCAUAGAGAGCUACAGCCCACUGCUGCUAAACCAACCAACCGUAUGUUGUCACAUUAGUGUCAUGGAGAGCUACAGCCAACUGCUGCUAAACCAACCGUAUGUUGUCACAUUAGUGUCAUAGAGAGCUACAGCCCACUGCUGCUAAACCAACCGUAUGUUGUCACAGUAGUGUCAUAGAGAGCUACAGCCCACUGCUGCUAAACCAACCGUAUGUUGUCACAUUAGUGUCAUAGAGAGCUACAGCCAACUGCUGCUAAAUCAACCGUAUGUUGUCACAUUAGUGUCAUAGAGAGCUACAGCCCACUGCUGCUAAACCAACCGUAUGUUGUCACAGUAGUGUCAUAGAGAGCUACAGCCCACUGCUGCUAAACCAACCGUAUGUUGUCACAUUAGUGUCAUAGAGAGCUACAGCCAACUGCUGCUAAACCAACCAACCGUAUGUUCUCACAGUAGUGUCAUAGAGAGCUACAGCCCACUGCUGCUAAACCAACCGUAUGUUGUCACAGUAGUGUCAUAGAGAGCUGCAGCCAACUGCUGCUAAACCAACCAACUGUAUGUUGUCACAGUAGUGUCAUAGAGAGCUACAGCCCACUGCUGCUAAACCAACCAUAUGUUGUCAUAGAGAGCUACAGCCCACUGCUGCUAAACCAACCGUAUGUUGUCACAUUAGUGUCAUAAAGAGCUGCAGCCAACUGCUGCUAAACCAACCGUAUGUUGUCACAGUAGUGUCAUAGAGAGCUACAGCCCACUGCUGCUAAACCAACCAACCGUAUGUUGUCACAGUAGUGUCAUAGAGAGCUACAGCCCACUGCUGCUAAACCAACCAACCGUAUGUUGUCACAGUAGUGUCAUAGAGAGCUACAGCCCACUGCUGCUAAACCAACCGUAUGUUGUCACAGUAGUGUCAUAGAGAGCUACAGCCCACUGCUGCUAAACCAACCGUAUGUUGUCACAGUAGUGUCAUAGAGAGCUACAGCCCACUGCUGCUAAACCAACCGUAUGUUGUCACAUUAGUGUCAUAGAGAGCUACAGCCCACUGCUGCUAAACCAACCAACCGUAUGUUGUCACAGUAGUGUCAUAGAGAGCUACAGCCCACUGCUGCUAAACCAACCAACCGUAUGUUGUCACAGUAGUGUCAUAGAGAGCUACAGCCCACUGCUGCUAAACCAACCAACCGUAUGUUGUCACAGUAGUGUCAUAGAGAGCUACAGCCCACUGCUGCUAAACCAACCGUAUGUUAUCACAGUAGUGUCAUAGAGAGCUACAGCCCACUGCUGCUAAACCAACCAACCGUAUGUUGUCACAGUAGUGUCAUAGAGAGCUACAGCCAACUGCUGCUAAACCAACCCGGGCUGUAAUUUAGGUCUGUGUGUUGGUUUAGUUGGCCUCGUAUGCAGCCUUUGUUGACGACCACCUUGUGGCUGUGGUGGCCGGGCCUCAUGGGUGGUGAAGGCAGACUAGGGAGCAACUUUGAGAGUGGUGUGGUGCUGCAUUGGCAUCCGAAGAGCUCUUUUUCUGCCUGCCAUGCGCAAACAUUUUGGAACCUACAGUAUCUUGGUCCUUCAUUGAUUUUAUUUAACCUUUAUCUAACCAGGAAAGUAGCCUGGUCCCAGAGCUGUUCGUGCAGUAUAGCCAACGACCAUAGGAGUUGGCUAUACAACACAAACACAAAUUGGACCAGGCUACCAGGAAAGAGCCUUGAGGUUCGUGACCUCUUACGAGGACAACCUGUGCAAUAACCUGCGCAAGGUCCUGAUGAUUUAAACAAUAUGUUGUAAGAAAGGGUUCAUUCAUUUGUCUGAAAUCUGAUCUGAUGUUUGUACCCCUGCUUAAAGGUUAUGAGGGGUAGUUGGUUGUCUAAAUUCAGGGCAGUGUUAUUCACUACAGUGCCCUGACCUUAACUACGGUGGUUCUCCUGUUCCUUGACUACGGUGGUUCUCCUGUUCCUUAACUACAGUGGUUCUCCUGUUCCCUAACUACAGUGGUUCUCCUGUUUCUUUGAUAACUUCCAGAUGAAUAAAUGUUUAACUGUUAAAGAUGGUCCAUUAAUCCUUACCCAAAGAGCACCUUCAAUCUAUGCUGUAGCGCUUCCCAUCGUUUUUCUUCCCAUUUAUUAACAGCUCUCUCCUUCCGUCUCUGUCCUCAGUGACUUCACGGUUGCUUUGAUACUGUUAGAGCACAUGAACCCAUUGUUGAUGGAUCUCUGUUUGUUCGUCUACAGGAGCUGCACACCACAGAGAAGACCAAGCUCAUCACCCAGCUGCAUGGUGCUGAGAACCUCAUUCAACAGCUGGAGCAGGACAAGGUGACUGAAGAAGAGGGGUUCUUAAAGGGAUAGAUCGACUUACCUAGUCCUAGGGUGUUGAAAAUGCUAGCCAGGAGAUUCUGGAUAUUGCUAAGCCAGCUAACAAACUUUAAAAAACUGUUUGAAUGAAACAACAGCAUAUGUAAGUCAUAAAUAAGCUAAAACUUCAAUAAAAGUGAACUGUCCCUUUUUAAGGUUGGUCAUAUAUCUUGAUUUAAGUUGUUUUUAAGCUUCUGAGUCAGUGGAGGCUGGUGACACUUUAAAUCAAAGGACAGGCUCAUUGUAAUGGAAUGUUAUAACAACACAUGGAAACCAUGUGUUUGAUACCUUUCCAUUAAUUUAUUUCCAGCCAUUACAAUCACCCCAUCCUCCGAUUUCUCCCUUCCUCUACCAGCCUCCACUGUUCUGGUCCUGACUUUGAGUGCCCCUAAAAUGUCCUCCUCACUCCUGCAGUGAUGUUUAGUGUGAAUCCGUGAAAUAUAGACAUGUUUGUGCUCUGCCACUGAGCGCGGAGACGUCAGAGACACUCCAUCCACGUUUGUUACGCUUGACCCUUAACCUCUAGCUCUGCAGGAGAGGUGUGUGUUUGACCCCCAGCUCUGCGGGAGUAGAGACAGUCGCUCGUGAGGUCACUGAGGAAUGUGGGUUAGAGUUAGAGGCGCAGCGUAACAGUCAGAAACAAUUUAGGGGCCUGGGCUUUGUGGAUUACUGGCAGACGUCUUAAAUUAUUUAGAUAAAUUCAUGCCAACAAUGAAAGGAGAGAGUUUGACACACAUCCCAAAAAAUAACAGAAGUCUCACAAAUGUGCCCUGUCUGUUUCCUUGUCUUGUUUAGAGAUGAAACCUGUCUGAAUGGAAGUACACAAUCAUAACAGAUUAUAACUGAUUGAAUGCUUCACAUGAAUGCUUUCACUUUGGAAAUAAGUGUUUUCAUGAAUGUGCUAUCCUCUGAGAUCACAUCUGGUUGAUAUACAGCAUGUAUUAUUUUAACCCAAAAGUCCAAUUCAAUCCAAUCCUGGUUCUACUUUCAGGUCAUGGUGAUUGCAGAGACGAAGCGUCAGAUGCAUGAAACUCUGGAGAUGAAGGAGGAGGAGAUCGCCCAGCUCCGCUCCAGAAGCAAGAUGGCCGCCGCCCAGAGAAAAGAACUGCAGGAGCAGAAGGAGAAGUCUGAGAAAGCUGGUCAGUGGAUCUCCUCUCCUCUUCCUCUAGAACAGUGUGAAUGUACAGUAUCUAACUGAGGAUGUGUGUUUGCACCUUCCUCCAGCGUUUGAGGAGCUGGAGAAGGCUCUGGCCGUGGCCCAGAGGGCUGAGGAGGCGCGGAGGCUGCUGCAGCUCCAGCUGCAGGAGCAGGUGAAGGAGGUGGAGAGGGCCGGGGAGGAGGAGAGGAGGAGUCUGCAGCAGGAGCUCACCAGGGUCAAGCAGGAGGUGGUCACCAUCAUGAAGGUGAGGCACAUCUACUGUACAUCUAAAUACUAAUGAAAUACUCCUUCAGUACUUAUGGAGUAAACGAUCACUACUCACCCAGUACCAAGAGCAGGGUUGGGGUCAAUUCACAAAGUUAUCUAAUGUCCUAAUUGAAAGCAUUGAAGCGAAUUUAAAUGGAAUUGACCACAACCCUGACCAAGAGCUCUUUAGAACGGAGGAAAGCCAUUAGUCACUGAGUUACAGUAUAUUAACCAAGAGCUCUUUAGAACAGAGGAAAGCCAUUAGUCAGUGAGUUACAGUAUAUUAACCAAGAGCUCUUUAGAACAGAGGAAAGCCAUUAGUCACUGAGUUACAGUAUAUUAACCAAGAGCUCUUUAGAACAGAGGAAAGCCAUUAGUCAGUGAGUUACAGUAUAUUAACCAAGAGCUCUUUAGAACAGAGGAAAGCCAUUAGUCAGUGAGUUACAGUAUAUUAACCAAGAGCUCUUUAGAACAGAGGAAAGCCAUUAGUCACUGAGUUACAGUAUAUUAACCAAGAGCUCUUUAGAACAGAGGAAAGCCAUUAGUCACUGAGUUACAGUAUAUUAACCAAGAGCUCUUUAGAACAGAGGAAAGCCAGUAGUCAGUGAGUUACAGUAUAUUAACCAAGAGCUCUUUAGAACAGAGGAAAGCCAUUAGUCAGUGAGUUACAGUAUAUUAACCAAGAGCUCUUUAGAACAGAGGAAAGCCAUUAGUCCGUGAGUUACAGUAUAUUAACCAAGAGCUCUUUAGAACAGAGGAAAGCCAUUAGUCAGUGAGUUACAGUAUAUUAACCAAGAGCUCUUUAGAACAGAGGAAAGCCAGUAGUCAGUGAGUUAUAUUGUAAUCAAACAAUAAAAACAACCUCUGCUUAAAUUGUAUCGCACCAAUUUGUUUCUUUUUGCCUAUUCCCUAUUAACUAGUUUAUUUCCAUUUUGAUUAUUAUUAAAGGUUUGCCUCUUUUUCAACAAUUUACAGCUCCGGUGCAAACAUUUUGAGUUUACCCUUCCAGCCCAAUUGUUGUUAUCCUGUUACAUGAAAUAUUAUCCUGUUACAUGAGAUGUUAUCUUGUUUACAUGAGAUGUUAUCUUGUUUACAUGAGAUGUUAUCCUGUUUUCAUGAGAUGUUAUCCUGUUACAUGAAAUGUUAUUCUGUUACACUCCAUUUCACCUUCAAGACUUAGACUACGGAAACCACAGACAGCUACGUUUUUACUAUUUGGACUUGAGAAGUAUCUUAAUUACCGUAGUGUGCACAAAGCAUUUUAGUUUCCAUGUUGAGAUGCUUUUGUAACUCCCUCUCCAACACCAACUUUUCCUGAAUCAACUCUGCUCCUAAACUUCAUUGUGGAAGAACAAUUAUUUCCCCAGAUUUUCUCAUUCCUCUGGCUUUUUGUCAGGUAUCAGGAUACAGAUUGCCAUGUUCUUAGUAGUCCCACUGUACGUAUCAUCAUGCAUCACAGCACAUUUAGGUUGAAAAGAUUCACCUCUGUGGAUAACAAUAUGAUUCAUACACAUUGCGGUAGCCGUUAAUCAAGAAUAACCUAACACAUAUUUGACAAGGACAUUAACAUUCUCAUACAUUCUGGAUAUUCUCCAGGUAAAGUUAAAUUUCCCUAGCCGGUACUCAAACAAAGACUAGUGUUUCCCUGUAGAGUUAGCAUGGGCCAAGUGGCACCCAGGCUAGCAAUUCAAAGCAGAUCAGUAUAAUACCUGUUUUCAACUCUAUAGCUAUGUAAACGAAUGCGUUCCUAAGGCAUGAAGGCAUAUAAUCUCUUCAGCACAAACACUUUAGCAACAUUUUUACAAACAAAUGAUGAUCUGAUUUACUACUACAUAUCAGCAUGAUAUUCAGAGGAUCCCUUUGGGAGUGUUUUUGGGGACCCAUGGCCUUUGAUGUUGCUAGCGCGAUGCUCUAUGACUCCUCCAUUGCUGUCAUAUGAAGAAAUACUAUUGUGCUACUUUGUGUGUUGUAGAAAUCCUCAGAGCAGAAGAUGUCAGAGAUGGACAAGCUACAUAGUGAAGCACUGGCCAGUAAAGAACAGGAGCUCAACGCUCGAAUCAACCAGGCCGUGGUAAGUUCAUAUCGCCCUCUCCACUUUCAAGUUGUCACAUAUACUGCAAAACAAACUCUGUUAUAGUAUUGACCAAAGUGUUUGAGCUGUACGUUUAUAUCAGGAGUUGGAGACCCUGUAUUUGCGACCCUUUUGACUUGGCAGUGCCACGCCUGUUUUAUUUAUCAGUCACUAGGGUACCAGUGAGAAUGAUUUAGCUGGUCACGUUAGUUUAGUGUUGCAUGGUAUACUUAAACCUCUGUACUUUUUCAAUACUAGAACAUGAAAAAUGGUUCGGUACUCAAAUUGUAGUUACUUUUGGUACUUCAGUCUUUGAGAGAGGAUCACGUCUGUCUGUCAGCGCAGCCACAGUCCUUAUAGCACGAGAGCUCAGAGCCUGCUCCACUUACUCACUACUAGCUCUAGCCUGUCCUGAAGAACCACUGCACUCACUGGGAGUCUGGUCUGCAUCAUGUUAGCUCCCCACUCACUGGGAGUCUGGUCUGCAUCAUGUUAGCUCCCCACUCACUGGGAGUCUGGUCUGCAUCAUGUUAGCUCCCCACUCACUGGGAGUCUGGUCUGCAUCAUGUUAGCUCCCCACUCACUGGGAGUCUGGUCUGCAUCAUGUUAGCUCCCCACUCACUGGGAGUCUGGUCUGCAUCAUGUUAGCUCCCCACUCACUGGGAGUCUGGUCUGCAUCAUGUUAGCUCCCCACUCACUGGGAGUCUGGUCUGCAUCAUGUUAGCUCCCCACUCACUGGGAGUCUGGUCUGCAUCAUGUUAGCUCCCCACUCACUGGGAGUCUGGUCUGCAUCAUGUUAGCUCCCCACUCACUGGGAGUCUGGUCUGCAUCAUGUUAGCUCCCCACUCACUGGGAGUCUGGUCUGCAUCAUGUUAGCUCCCCACUCACUGGGAGUCUGGUCUGCAUCAUGUUAGCUCCCCACUCACUGGGAGUCUGGUCUGCAUCAUGUUAGCUCCCCACUCACUGGGAGUCUGGUCUGCAUCAUGUUAGCUCCCCACUCACUGGGAGUCUGGUCUGCAUCAUGUUAGCUCCCCACUCACUGGGAGUCUGGUCUGCAUCAUGUUACCUCCCCACUCACUGGGAGUCUGGUCUGCAUCAUGUUAGCUCCCCACUCACUGGGAGUCUGGUCUGCAUCAUGUUAGCUCCCCACUCACUGGGAGUCUGGUCUGCAUCAUGUUAGCUCCCCACUCACUGGGAGUCUGGUCUGCAUCAUGUUACCUCCCCACUCACUGGGAGUCUGGUCUGCAUCAUGUUACCUCCCCACUUGAAUAAUGCAACACGGUAUGUAGACAUUUUGCAACUGUUAAUUACUAGGGCAGGAACGAUACCAGUAUCGCGAUACUCGUUACUAUCAUGGCAAGGAAACCAAACCCGAAGAGGAUUUAGCUUCUUUAGGAAAACAGCCCUAAUGUUGGAAACAAUCAUUAUGUUGUCAUCCAGAGUCACAUUCAUUUACUUUCCAAGCUAAAGCACACAAUAUUUUACAUACAGCAGGUUUUUAAAGGACCAAAGAGUUUUUUUUCUUUCUUAAUUUUUGCCAUCUUGUUUUCAUUUUUGGCAUGUGAAAAAUAUUACGAUACUGGUAUCGUUCCAGCCCUGUUUUAACUGUUCGCAAAACAAUGUCCAUUACAGGCUAGAACACUGCAAGAAGAUACAAAACAAUGUCCAUUACAGGCUAGAACACUGCAAGAAGAUACCGGUAGCUUUCAGCUGAAGCUAACAUCAAUUCACUUCCCUAGCACUACCCAUAAUGCAUAAUAUGCUGAUUUCAAAGCUGAUUGUCACCAAAAACCAUAGUUAUUCCAAGAAACUUGAUUCAUUCACUUCGUCUCCCUGGCCUCACAUCUCUUCUCUUUCUCACUGUGUGUGAAUGAAGUCAUUGGGUCUUAGAGACGGCGUGCACUUUUAUGAAAAGAGAAUGCUUCUUUUAUUCAAAUGUUAUUGAUCAGUACAAUAAAAUAUGUCCCAAAUGGAAGGGAAACAGUGUUUGUUUUCCAUCUGUAACCCCAUGCAUUCACCUGUAUUGUGAAAGGCCUAGGCUACAUCUUGAUUUACCCAGUUUAUCAAUAGAGAUUAUUAUUAUUAUAUUACCAUUGUGUUGUUAUGUAGUUAGAUUAGUAAAAAGCUAAGUCAAAUUGAUUGUAUAAUUGGUUGUAAAAACAGACAUAGAUCAUGUCAUUAUCAGCACGCAGCCGAUUGGUGUGACCAAAUCAUGUGCUGGUGCCAACAACUGAAAAAGUUAGUAGCACCAGUGGAAACAGUCUAGAACCCUGGAUAUAUGUAGUUUGUGCAUAUUUCUACUUGUUGUUUCUAGUGCUGUUUUAUUGUGAGAGCUCUGAGUAAGAUUUCCAAUGUAUUUAUUACAUAUGGAAAAUAAACUUGAAACUUGAAUUGUGUGUGUUUGGUGUAGGAGCAGUGCAAAGAGGAGCUGGCCCAGGCUGCCAAGGAGAAGGAGCAGCAGUCUGCUCUGGCCCUGGAAGACUCAGAGCUGCAGAAGGCUGCCAAGGAGAAGGAGCAGCAGUCUGCUUUGGCCCUGGAAGACUCAGAGCUGCAGAAGGCUGCCAAGGAGAAGGAGCAGCAGUCUGCUCUGGCCCUGGAAGACUCAGAGCUGCAGAAGGCUGCUAUAGAGACCGAGUCAGAGACCAAUGAGAUACGGCUGGAGCUGGAGACCGCCAGAACUGUAAGUCCUCCUGUUGAACGUUUGGUUCUCGUCCAUGUUGGAGAGAAAUAUGAUGCGCCAUUAGGUUGAAGAUCCAGGAAAAUGGGUAAUGAAUACAUUAAGACUAAUGCAUUAUUGAUAUUCAUAAUUCAAAUAUUUUGGCGUUUUAGCUACUCUAUCUCCAAAAAUUAUAUUUGUUGAUUCUACAGCAAAUUAUAUACUCUACUGUAUCUACAAUAUUUACAUUGUUGGUUGAGUCUAUGGCAAACAUACAAUAAAUACUGCACAUCUCAUUACAGAGAAUACUGGAACUUGAGAGCUCUCUGGAAAAAUACUCCCAACCUGGAUCAGUUCCAUCAACAGAUGAUCGCUCCACUCAGAUGGAGGAGCUAAGGAGGAAACACAAGGAGGAGGUGACUGCAAUAGAGGAGAAGCACCGCGAGGAGCUGGAGAAGCACAAGGUAGAGUUGCAUCAGGAGGCCUUAGCCCAACACAAUGCUGUUAUGGAGGAGCUCAGGGCAAAACACAGAGCUGAAGUGGAGAUCAUCUUGAAGGAGAAAGAGGUCCAGUUCCAAGCCCAUCUAGAGGACAUUAACCAGAAGACGAUGGAGAAGCAGAAUGUGAAACAGACUCAGCUGGAAGCACUUUCCUUUGAGCUCCAGGAGGUGUUGAGGAUCAAACAGGUUCUCGAGGAGAGACUGGAUGCAGUUGAAAACGCUGGUGGGUCAGCCAGGCAGGAGUUGGAGCAGAGGCUACAGGAGUUGCUGACCAAGCACAGUAUGGAUAUCGAGGAGAUCAAGCUGCAGCACGAGCAGUCCCUGGGAGGAAUGGAGAAGAUGCUAAAAGAGGAACUCAACAAGUUGACGAUGGUGCUGAAGGAGAAAGAGAAGGAUCUUGAGGCUCACCUUGUCUGUGAGAAGAGCCUGAAAGAAGAGUCCGAGACAGUUCUUCAAGACAGGAACAUGAAAGUUAAAGAAUUGGAGGAGCUUAGAAAGAGUUUAAAGCAGGCCCAAUCAGAAAAUAAGGGCCUUGAGAAAUCUAACGCCCAACUCCGUAAGAUUAGAGAUGAACUCUCAGAGUGCAGGAGUCAGUUGAAAGAUUUUGCGCAAAAACUUGAAACGACUCAAAGUGACUGCCAGCAGAAAGAGAACUCUCUUCAACAAAAGGUACAAGAGCUUGAAACACUAGAGAAGCAGUUGCAGCAGGCUAAGAAGGAGCUCUCUGAACAGGAUACAUCUUACGCUGACCAACUGAACACUAAGCAAGAGGAAGAAAAACGACUAAAGAAACACCUGGAGGACCAGAAGGCUGCUCAUGAGAAGAAGGUGGAAAACAUUAAGAAAGAUAUGGAGGCCAAGUGGAAAUCACAGGAGACAAAGAUGGAGAAAUUUAAAACGAAGACCAAAGAGAUGCAGGAUAAAUUUAAGAAGAAGCUUCAGGAGCAAGAGGAAUCUUUGAAAAAGGAACUGGCGAAGAAGGAGUCAGAGCUACAGCAGAAAGAACAGAAACUUAAAGAAAAAAUCCUGGUGUCUCAGACAAGUUCAGAAGGCCUGAGCAGUGCUAUGUACCAGCUUGAGUCCAAUCACAAGGAAGAACUAGAGAAGAUGCGUGAAGUCCAUAAGCAAGAGAAGAAAAAGCUUGAGUGUUAUUGGCAGGAAAAGAUGGGACAACAGGAAGAGGAAAUGCAGGAGAAAUACACACAAAUACUACAGGAGAAGAUGCAGGAAGUGGAGGCGGUCAACCAGCAGCUUGGAACCACCAUGGAAGAAAAAGAGCAAGUCGUGCAGGAAGUGAAGGACUUGAAGGAAGAGUUGGUGAUGAGACAGACCACUGUGCAGAAACUGCAAGCUGAACUGAAGGAAGCCGCAGUCAAGAUGGAGAGUUUAUCUCAAGCUGAGGCAAUUUUCAAAGAGAAAAUGGAGGCGGUCGAGAGGAAUCUAAACACUGCUCUGAAUGAGAGGAACUCCUUCCAGGAUCAGCUGAACAAGACUGAGAAUAAGGCAAGAGAGAAGCUCAAGGCUCUGUCUGAGAAGUUUGUAGACACUGAGAAGCAGCUUCAAGCUCUUGAGGCUUCUAAGGGUAAGGAAGGGGAGGCAGUUCAGAGGAGACUUGAACAACAUUCUCUUCAACUAGAUGUCAAGGAAAAAGAACUGCAGAAGCAGUUCGCUGGGAUCAGCAAUGAAUUAAUGCGUUACUGCCGGGACAUUGAGGCCAGCAUCGAAGAUGGUACGAAGGAGCUCUCUGAACGAGUCGAGAGCAGAGUGAGAGAGCUGAAAGACAGGGUUCUGGGUAAUCAGAAGAAGGUAGCACAUCUUAAAAACAUUAUCCUUACCAAGGUUGACAGGAUACGCACUUUGGAGGAGCAACUCCAGCAGAGGACAGAGGAGAAGAAUAACCUAUGCAGCUCGCUAGAGCAGAUGACUGUUCAACUAAAUGUACACCAAGAUGAUAUCAAAGCCUUAACUGCUGAGAGGGAGUCUCUACAGAGGGAGGCUGAAAAUCACUCUCAAGCUCUCUCAGAAAAGGUCAUUUGCAUCGAACAGCUCAGUGAGGAAAACCGAACCAUCUCAGAGAAUGUCAAAACAAAUGUGGUGUAUAUCAGCAACUUGGAGAGUGUCAUAAACGAUUUGAAGACCCAGUUAGCAGGUAGCCUAACAGGGAAGGAUGAAGCCAUAUCACUGCUUGAUCAGCAGCACAAGGAGGAGAGAGAGAGGCUCGUAUGCCAAAUGGAGGAGACCAUUGACAGACUAGAGAAAGAGAAGAAAUAUGCAGUGGAGCAGGCUGACACCCUCAAGAACAACCUCACUGAGUUCAAGAGGAACGCAGAGUCCAAGUUCUCUCAGAACCACAAUACUGUCAAGUCUCUGCAGACCAGGUUUGAGGAUAUGGAGAAACAGAUCUCUGAGAAGGACGAGGCCUUACAGAGGCUGAUGGCCAGCAUCAACAAUCAGUCCAUCAGCAAGUCUGAGAUGGACCAAGCCUUGAGUGAAAAGGAGCAGAAAGUCAGUUCCCUUACUUUGGAGGUGGAGAGCUGCAACAGCCAACUCAUUGAGCUGAAGGAGCAUUUGGUCCUUAAGACAAAGGAGAGCGAGCAGCUAACUGCUGACCUGAAGGAGCAGCACAGUAUCAAGGAGCGUGAGAAACGAGAGCUCACAGAGCGUCUACAACAGACUCAGGAGCAGUUCAGAAUCCAGAAUGGAAAUCUAGUCCAGGCAACAGAGGAGAAACUGCAGUCCUUGGAGAGAGAGAGACAAACUUUGAAACAAGAGCUGGAGCGGCAGAGGGAAGCCUUUGACAAGACGAAGACUAAAGAGGAGAGUCUGAAGGCGGCUGAAGAGAAGUUGUCAAAAGACAAUGCUAGGAAAGUGGCUGAGCUGAAGAAGAAAGCUGAGCAGAAAAUCAGCCAGAUUCGGAAACAGUUGACCUCACAACUCGAGGAGAAGGAAAAGACUGUCAAAGCCCUUCGGACACAGUUGGAAGAGGCUAAGGCGGACGAAGCGACAAAAAAGCAGCGGGUGGAAACCCUGGAAGAGAAAGGAAAAUCCCUAGAGGAAGCCAUGGCCAAGAUGAAGGAAGAACAGGAGAAACACAUUGAGCAAGUACAUAGUGAUGAGAGACUGGAAAAAGAGAGCUCUUUACAGAGUUUGAAGGACAUGUAUGAGGAAAAGCUAUCAUCUCUUCAGAAAUACAUUUUGAACCAGGAGGAAGCCCUAGCCAAGUGGAAGGAAGAACAAGAAAAACAUAUUGAGCAGCUACGGAAUGACGAGAGACUUGCGAAAGAGAGCUCUUUGGAGAGUUUGAAGAACAUGUACGAGGGAAAGCUAUUGUCGCAUCAGAGAGAUGUUUCGAACCAGGAGGAGACCAAAGCAGAUGAGACCCUCUCAAGGCUUGAGGAGGUUGAGAUUAAGCUCAAGGAAGUGGAGGAGGAGAAAGUAAACCUUCUGGCUGAAAUCAGCCGCCUCAAGGAAGAUCUGCUUGAGAAGACUGAACUGAUCGAACAGCAAAAGACAGAAUUGGUUAGCUUAGAAACACAGGGUCAGAAUGCAGUGGAGCAUUGCACUGCAGAGCAAACCAAGAGUCUCACAGCAGGCAAAGAUUGGGACAACCACCCUCUGACGCAGGAAGAAGGGGAUGCUGAAUCUCUGUCGUCCUUGCAGAAUAAGCUGGCAGAGGCGGUGCAAGAGAAACAGAAGCUACAGAAAGACCUGCGUUCCCUGAGGAGGGAACACCAGCAGGACCUGGAGUAUGUGAAGAAAGAAUUGACCCAAGAGAAUGAGAAGAAGCUCAAGUAAGUUUGACCUAAUGUUCUGCCUUAGUGCUGUCAAUCAAACAAUCAAUCAAUCAAUCAAACAAACAAAUACAAUAGUUUAUAAGCCCUUUCUAUAUUUCCUGUUCUUACUUUCACAUUCUGUCUUUGUGGUACUUCCUCUGUGUUUUCUCUCCAUCCAUACUGUAUUUAAAGUUAUUCUCCCCAUUGAACAGGCUUGAGGUCGAAGAUCUGGAGAUGAAGCACAACUCGUCCCUGAAGCAGCUGAUGAGGGAGUUCAACACACAGAUGGCUUUGAAAGAACAGGAGCUGAGUGCUGCAGUGAAGGAGACCAUUGGUGAGUGGGAUUCCGAGCUUUCUUUUUCUACAGUUCACUUUCUGUUAGUCAGCACCUCAACAAGUGUUUUGGUUUGUGCUUCUAGCUAGUUAUUCCACUAUUACCAUUGAGACUGUCACUGGCCAAAACACUUAAAAAUGAAUAUCCACAUAAAAAAUUAUUUGCAUUUGUUUUGUGUGACAAACGGUUUAAAUUGUUAGUUUAUAGUCUGACAAUACUCUCAAACUUCACCAAUACAAAUUCUUAAAUGUUUGAUCAUUUGUCAUGAAUGUGUGGAAUUGAGUAAAAUCCACGUAAAUGAAAGUGUAAUUGGUGUUGGUGUCCUUUGUAGGACUCAUUUGAAGUUUUUUCUAAAUAAAAUGAAAUGAAUUAGAAAUAUGAGUGACUAUUCAGACAGAACAAUAGGGGUGAAACAGAGGUUGAAAAUCAUUGAAUUAAGAAACGGUCUCUUUCUGAAUGAAUCACCAUAUGUUUUGACUGUAGUCCAGUCAUUCACACCGCAUUCCAAAGCGGAAGUGAGUGACUGGUUUGGAAUAUGUGAACUUCAAGGUCUACUUCGUGCUUAGUUUCUGGGCCCGUAUUCAAAAGCCGCCUCAGAGUAGGUGUAUUAAAUCUGAUUGCGCAUCAGGUCCCUCCUGUCCAUUUCAUCAUAUUCAGUAUGAUCUAAAAGGCCAAACUGAUCCUAUAUCAGCACUCCUCCUCUCUUCUCCUCCAACCAGGGAAGGCCCAGAGCGUGGAGGUGGAGCUUAUGGACAGCCAUCGGGAGGAGACCAAUCAGCUGCAGAAGGUGAUUGCCCAGAAAGAUGAUGACUUAAACAGAACGGUCCAACGAUAUGAGCAGGUCCUCCAGGUACAGUACUGUAUAAAUGAAUAACACAUGAAUGUCACUAUGUGGUUAUAUAUAUAUAAUAUAUAUAUAUAUAUAUAUAUAUAUAUAUAUAUAUAUAUGUAUAAUAUAUAUGUAUGUGAUAUAUAUGGUGUAUGUAUAUAUAUUGUGUAUAUAUAUGUAUAUAUAUGUGUGUAUGUGGUAUGGUUGUAUAUAUAUAUAAUAUAGUAUAGAGUAUUGUGAUUAGAUAAUAUAAUGAUAUAAUUAUAUAGAUAUAGAUAGAUAUAUAUAUAUAUAGAAUAUAUAUAUAUAUAUAUGAUAUAUAUAUAUAAUAUAUAUUGUAUGUAUAUAUAUAUAUUAUAUAUGUAUAUAUAUAUAUAUAUAUGUAUAUAUAUAUAUAUGUAUAUACUAUAUGUAUAUAUAUGUGUGUAUGUAACUACAACAUUAUUACUACAGCUAUUACUGUGUAGCUACAUAGACAGCAACUUAAAGUAUAAGAGUAGAUUAUUGACAUUCAUCAGUAUACACAGACUGACUAGUUUGCUUUUAGAAAGUAGAUUACAAGUAGGGGUUACAGGACCAACAUUAGGACUCAGAAACAUGUGUCCGCUUCGUGUUUUGUUUUCAUACCACGAUUCUCAUAGUAUCGUGAUACUGGUAUCGUGAAAACACUAGUCCACACUAUCAUACGGAAACUCCUAUCAGUUCCUGACAUAUUUUUUCAGCUUUGAGCUUUAAAGGAAAAGUACAUGUGCUCCACCCAUCAUCAUGAAACUACUACUGACAUGGAACCACCUCCCUCCUGUCAGGCUCUAGCAGUCUUCAUGUUGGCAGCUAUUUUAGAUAUAGUUUUAGUCUUAAAAAUACUUUUUAGUCUUAGUCACAUUUUAGUAAUGUCAUCCUUCAUUAGUUUUAGUUAUUAUCAGUCGACUAAAACUCUGGACAAUUUUAGUCUAGUUUUAGUCACAGCCAUUUUAGUCACAUAUAGGGAUACUUUUUUUCCAGAAUAAAUAAUGAAUAUUUAGGCUUCCUCUAACUUCCAUCAUGUGCACAUUUAGAUAGCCUUGUCCAGCUAUGCCUACUAUCCCCUCGUAAAGCUGGCAACAUUGAAAUUGUUACCAAUGCCAGCCGUAAUUAACCAUAAAGGCUAUAAAGCCUUGGCUACAGGUUAAACAAUUUACAGCUCUGGUUUUCUCCCCAUCAUAACGUCCAGGGGGUGAAUAACAGUGGUUUCCUUUAAAAGGGGAGAAUUGGAGCUUUAUAAAAAUCUAUUACUGUACUCCUAAUAUUCAACAAAUAGCAUUUGUUUUUCCCAUUGGUAAAAAGCAACCGCAACUCGCAUUUGCGGACCGCGGCACGAGAGUGGCAACACAGAUUUAAUGAAAAACAGCGCACAUGGGAAAAUUGAGCUUCUGAUGUACAGUAAUCAAAGCAAAAAUAGCCUACAUGAAAUGAAGAGAUAGUAAACAUGGUUUCUAGUUGAGGUUAGUUACAAGUCCAGUGUCCUGGCUUCAUAUCAGUUCCAAAGAUUGACGAAUGAUGAAGAGACCGUUUGGGGGAGCUGGGCAGAUCAGCUCAGUCAGACCGCGCAACUGAAAGAUAUCAAUUCUGCCAGUGAGAGAAUUGCAUGAAAUAUUCUGCAUGCAUGCUUCUGAUUGGACAAAACAGAUGAAAAUGAGCUUAAUGUCAAAUUAAAAGUCCAUUAGUCUCACGUGGAAUUCUCAGCUCUUAGUCUCACGUGGAAUUCUCAGCUCGUCACAUUUCCGUCUACUAAAAGUAAUUUGUAAUAGUUAUAGUUUUUUCCCUCAUAGUUUACCUAAUAGUUUUCAUCAGGAAAAAUAGGUUGAGUGUUUUUGGUCAUAGUUAUUGUUGUUGAAAUGAACGCUGGUCUCUAGAGAGCUUUACUAAAUGACAGAUACCUUCUGACUGUAGCAUCUGCUGAACAAUUUACAUUAGACUACUAGACUAAGUUACUCUCUGUGUGUGUGUGCCUGCCUUCUGACUGCCUGUUAAAUGAUUUACAUUUUAAACUAGACUAAAUGACUAGAGGGAUAAUCGGCUCUGCUCAGCUAAGUAAACUACAGUAAAAGCUGUCUUCUCCCACUCAUCACCAGACAUAAUUAAAGUAGGGAGGCUGAAGUAGAGUAACACUGACUGACAAUACUGUGAUAUCAGACUAAACGGAUCCACACUGCUGACAAAAUAAAUGUAAAUGCAACAAAUAAAAUGUGCAGACAAAGGACUUUGGACAAAAUAUUGAUAAGAAGAAGAACAAAGAAAUACGUUUUUGGAAACGUCUUUUGGGGUAUUUUAUAAGAGAUGGAACACUGUGACUAGCUGUGGUUGUCCUGUUCUUCCCGUCAGAGUCGAGAGGAGGAGAUGGGGGACAGAGUGUGGCAGGUACAGAAAGAGCUGGAGGACCUGCAGGCAAGGACCCACAGCGCCAGUAUAGAGGUACGGUAUCUCAGUUCAUACAUGUUUACAGGGUGAAGCUAGCAGCACAACUAGCAACAUACAGUAGCAUUAGCCGCAGAGCAGUUUGGGGGUUAACUGCCACCGUCCACUGGUUGCUUGGCUCACUCCUACCAGAUUUCCCCCAGUCAGCCCUGGAAUUCAAACCGGCAACCCUCCGGUUAAUGGCCCGCCUAUCUUAACUUUGAGGCUUCCGCAGCCCCCAUCGCUGCAGGUUAACCGGUUUCCACAGACUAUUUAAUUUACCCCCGCACACAGGAUGUCAAAAGUGGUUGCCAUAUCUGUGGUAUUUUCCCACUGACUGUGUGUCCCAAAUGACACCCUAUUCCCUAUUUAGUGCACUACCUUUGACCAGGGCCCAUAUAUCUCUGUCCAAAAGUAGUGCACUAUAUAGGGAACAGGGUGCUAUUUGGGACGUAGGCACUGACUGAUCAGAUAGUGGAAACAAACAGUAGGUGUCCCAAAUGGCACCAUUUUCCCUAUAUAGACUACACAUUUUUACAAGAGCCUGUGCCUUUUGGGAGACUUGGAUUGGAUGGAUGACAUUUACAAUGGGAUUCUGUUGAAGCAAUACAGUAAUACAGUUUCCUGCUCGCCCCCCACACAAAGGACACACACACACCUCCGAAACAACUGCAACUGUGUUGACCCAACCCCUCUGUGGGCCUGUAUUUGAAACACCCAUGUGUUUGAUGGAAGGUAAGAUUUACCGGUUCAGUGUGGAAAGUCAAGCCAAACCCAGUCGAUGUAGGCCUACCCUCAGGUCCUUUAUAAGUUAAAGUUCUAACAGAGAUGAAGAGUUAGUUUCACUUAUCUUCUGCUUUGUUGUGGAGUAAAACAUGUGUGUUGGUGUGUGUCCCUGUCUGUGUGUCCCUGUCUGUGUGUGCCUGUCUGUGUGUGUCCCUGUCUGUGUGUGUCUCUGUCUGUGUGUGUGUCUCUGUCUGUGUGUGUGUCUCUGUCUGUGUGUGUGUCUCUGUCUGUGUGUGUGUCUCUGUCUGUGUUUGUGUCUCUGUCUGUGUUUGUGUCUCUGUCUGUAUUUGUGUCUCUGUCUGUGUUUGUGUCUCUGUCUGUGUUUGUGUCUCUGUCUGUGUUUGUGUCUCUGUCUGUGUGUGUCUCUGUCUGUGUGUGUCCCUGUCUGUGUGUGUCUCUGUCUGUGUGUGCGUCUCUGUCUGUGUGUGCGUCUCUGUCUGUGUGUGCGUCUCUGUCUGUGUGUGCCCGUCUGUCUGUGUGUGCCCGUCUGUCUGUGUGUGCCCGUCUGUCUGUGUGUGCCCGUCUGUCUGUGUGUGCCUGUCUGUCUGUGUGUGCGUCUGUCUGUGUGUGUUUGGGUAUGUUAACAACAGACCCCCACUUUAGACUUGAGUUCCGUUCAAGGUAAUUGUCAAAGCAUGUUGCUUACAUACUAUGCUGUGGUCAGGGUUCUUUGAGUGAGGUGGCUGGUCUCCAGAGUUCACUGGAUGCUGUGAGGAUCUCUCAGACUACAGGAGGUUUAAAGAGGCAGUACACCUCCUCUUCCAUCCUCUAUCCAUACCUGGGUUCAAUUACUAUUCAAAAUCUUUCCAAUACUUUAAGGAUUUUCUUCAGCCUGCCUGGAGUGCCAGAUGUUGUUUGGUGACUGUUCUAUCGGUUCCAUUGCACCAGGCAAGCUCCAUUAAGCCCAGAUAAAAUAUGUGAAUGUUCAAUCAAAUAUUAUCUGACCCCAGGUCUGGUACACACCUCUUCCAUCCUUGUUCCCAAUUAACCCCCUCAGAGAUAUUGGUUCACUACGCAAAGACAUUAGACUUUGCACGCACACCUACACACACCUACACACAUCACACACACACACCUACACACUUCACACCUACACACACCACACACACAGGACACACCCUCAUACUCACACACAAUGAAGUGCAGCUCUUUUCUCUUUCACCUUGUUGCAUAUUGUGUGGGGUUCUACUCAGAAAGGACUACCCCUAUUCAGGUCCUCACAGGCCACUAAUGUAGAUGUCAGGUCAGUCUCUCUGUCUCCUGGGAAAUAGGUCACUCACAUGAUUCUCCUAGUCAAGUCACAUUUUAUUUUAUUUAUCCAUUGUCCAGGUGAAUCCCAUUGAGAUUGGAAUAUCUUUUCAAGGGAGCUCUGAAACCAUUCAAAAACCAUUUCCCCAUUCAUUUAGGAGGAACGUCUCAAACUAGACUUUAAUGUCUGUAUUGAUUUGUUACUCAUGUCUGUUAUUGAUGAUUGUGUUGUUUCAGAUGGGUGUGGAGGAGCUGCAAGCCCAGCUAGCUGAGAAGACCACCCAGCUGAGUGAGGCCAGGCUGAAGGAACAGCACUUUGUCGACAGGGUGAGUGUCAAGGGGUGGUUCACAGUACCAACCCGAACCGUACUCUGCUGGCUUGGAAGUGUUCUUUUCACAUUGACCUUUCCAUUGUGGUUCCAGCAAUUGUGGUGGUGUUAUCAGGUCAGCCCAGUACAGCUUGGUUCAGUAGUGGUGGUGUUAUCAGGUCAGCCCAGUACAGCUUGGUUCAGUAGUGGUGGUGUUAUCAGGUCAGCCCAGUACAGCUUGGUUCAGUAGUGGUGGUGUUAUCAGGUCAGCCCAGUACAGCUUGGUUCAGUAGUGGUGGUGUUAUCAGGUCAGCCCAGUACAGCUUGGUUCAGUAGUGGUGGUGUUAUCAGGUCAGCCCAGUACAGCUUGGUUCAGUAGUGGUGGUGUUAUCAGGUCAGCCCAGUACAGCUUGGCUCAGUAGUGGUGGUGUUGUCAGGUCAGCCCAGUACAGCUUGGCUCAGUAGUGGUGGUGUUGUCAGGUCAGCCCAGUACAGCUUGGUUCAGUAGUGGUGGUGUUAUCAGGUCAGCCCAGUACAGCUUGGUUCAGUAGUGGUGGUGUUGUCAGGUCAGCCCAGUACAGCUUGGUUCAGUAGUGGUGGUGUUAUCAGGUCAGCCCAGUACAGCUUGGUUCAGUAGUGGUGGUGUUAUCAGGUCAGCCCAGUACAGCUUGGUUCAGUAGUGGUGGUGUUAUCAGGUCAGCCCAGUACAGCUUGGUUCAGUAGUGGUGGUGUUACCAGGUCAGCCCAGUACAGCUUGGUUCAGUAGUGGUGGUGUUAUCAGGUCAGCCCAGUACAGCUUGGUUCAGUAGUGGUGGUGUUAUCAGGUCAGCCCAGUACAGCUUGGUUCAGUAGUGGGAGAAGGGCAUCAGUUGGCCAUGGUCUGUCUCUCACUCUCUUACUCUCUCGCUCUCUUUCUCUUUCUUCACAGUACAGUACAUCCCUCAUUCCACACCACUGUAUUCCUCUCAUCCUUCCCAGAACUCUUUCACCCUCCGGCCAUCCUUAAUGACUGCUGGUCUCUCUUUCUGGAUUAAGUUAAUUGCAUAGAACAUUGUUUACUCUUGCUGUAACCUUAGAAGCAAUUACCCUGCUCCUUCCCACUGUGUCUCUCAUAUACACACACACACACACACACACACACACUGUUUCUCUCACACAUGUUGUCGACAGAUCAGUCUCUCUCCCUAACCCCUGGAUGACCAUAGCAGGCCAGUAUUCAUCUCCCACAGACUGUUCAGUACAGCUGAUUUUAAAAGAACAGAACCACUUGAAUAAAAAUGGUAACACUUUACUAAACCUGUAUGUAUAGCACAUCAGAAGUUGUUAUAAGCAUCUAUAAUACUUUACACCUGCAGACUUAGUGUUACCAGAAAAGGAAUGCCUUUUUAUUGAUUUAUUGCAUUUUAAAUCCUUUGUACUGUACUCUCUCUCUCCUAGAUACACUCGCUGGAGGAGUCAUGUUUUUGUACUGUACUCUCUCUCUCCUAGAUCCACUCGCUGGAGGAGUCAUGUUUUUGUACUGUACUCUCUCUCUCCUAGAUCCACUCGCUGGAGGAGUCAUGUUUUUGUACUGUACUCUCUCUCUCCUAGAUCCACUCGCUGGAGGAGUCAUGUUUUUGUACUGUACUCUCUCUCUCCUAGAUCCACUCGCUGGAGGAGUCAUGUUUUUGUACUGUACUCUCUCUCUCCUAGAUCCACUCGCUGGAGGAGUCAUGUUUUUGUACUGUACUCUCUCUCCUAGAUCCACUCGCUGGAGGACAAGAUGCGAUUAGUCCACAAGAACUCAGUGGUGACUCAUCUGGGGACCACGUUCAA
Messenger RNA from Coregonus sp. 'balchen', 40881 nucleotides. The record is from the annotation of a GenBank genome assembly. NCBI's taxonomy places the organism in Eukaryota, Metazoa, Chordata, Actinopteri, Salmoniformes, Salmonidae.